Messenger RNA from Cantharellus anzutake, 815 nucleotides. RefSeq lists its product as uncharacterized. The record is from RefSeq and is a predicted model, not a curated record. The transcript is spliced from 10 exons. Lineage: Eukaryota; Fungi; Basidiomycota; Agaricomycetes; Cantharellales; Hydnaceae. The coding region runs from base 1 to 795 and encodes 264 amino acids.
AUGCCGACCAAAAUGCAUCGUCGGCUGUAUCUUCUCUUUCUCCUCCUGCUUUCCCCCUCCCCAGAGAUCAUCCCGUGCCUAAAUAUGCACCACAUCAGAGUGCUAGCGCUGUAUAACGCGAUGUGCAUGUUCUGGAUCCCCAAUGCCGAACGUCAUGCCCUGCGGCGAAAUAUGCACCACAUCAGAGUGCUGGAUCUUUCAUCUCCUCGUGCGCCUCUGCCCCAUGUAAUCAACAACCUCGGCGGCGUAUCACUAACCACAUCUUCUUCCGUCUUUAAUUUUUUGGGUCUACGGACCACUACUCUCGGUGGUAAGCCUACGGGCCACUUCCUCUUGACGGCCUACGGGCCACUUACUCUUGGCGGUCUACGGACCACUUCUCUCGAUGGCUCAUUACUAACUACAUCUUCUUGGCCUAUGGACUGCCUGUUCUCGACGGGUUUGACCCCCACCAAGUAUGCGCAUCCCUUUAUUACUAACUACACCUUCCUGGUCUAUGGACUACUUGUUCUCGACGGUCGAGGCUCUCAUGGUCUGGCGUCUAAUGCAGGUCAUCCUCUGUGGCAGCCCAUUCUCAUGAUCCGAUGCUCUAAUAUAAACAUCGGAUACGACAUGGGCUUCGUUCAAGUGCCUGUACGAUUUCAGGACCCAUGGAUCCCAGGCACUCUUCGUACAUGGCCAUUGCGAUCCGUCUGUGCGAGGAAUGCGGAUUCUGUCGGGUGGAUCUGGGAGCUGAUUCUUGGGACAGUUCCUGGCCUGGAGUACGGACACCUUGAAGCGGUUAGGAUGUCAUGACAUUAGUGCGACAGCAUGGG